AUGCAUUUCCAGGAACUAAAGAAAAUAAUAAUAAUAAAAGCUCCACCGUGUUAUUCCUAUUUAUUGAAUCCUUUCCUCCAAUAUGCCAGUGACAUUUUGUGUGGGGAGCUGCAGAUGUGUACGAGUAUGAACACUUCUUUUAUUCAGGUUCUUUUUCUCCCUUUUUGUGCUUAUAUUCUAUUUUCUUUUGGUGUUGUUGCCGUUCUUUCCCAUACAUGGGUGGGGAUAUUUAUUGUUAGUGUAUGCGCAAUGUGUAUUUUUUUCUCUGUUUUCAUUUCAGAUAGUUGUUGUCUUCUUUUUUCUUUUUGCAAUUCUGGUUCUUUUCCUUCUUCCCCAGGGAAAAGGGAGAGAAAAACAUCAUUUAUCAAACACAAUAUGAGAUGCGAAAAGGCGCCGGCCCUGCAAAGGGCUUGUCACCAGCCUCAUUUUCGACAUCUUUUUCAUUUUUUUUUUUUUUGCAUUAUGUUCUGCUUUUACUUCUCCCUGAAGAAUCGUUCUCCGGGUACGCGUCGCGUCCGGCUCUACAACCAAAGGAGGAAGUAA
This is a messenger RNA of Trypanosoma brucei brucei TREU927, 543 nucleotides long. RefSeq lists its product as hypothetical. The record is from RefSeq and is a predicted model, not a curated record. Bases 1 to 543 code for a protein of 180 amino acids. The transcript has a single exon. NCBI's taxonomy places the organism in Eukaryota, Euglenozoa, Kinetoplastea, Trypanosomatida, Trypanosomatidae.